Molecule: messenger RNA, 516 nt
Organism: Leguminivora glycinivorella
Lineage: Eukaryota; Metazoa; Arthropoda; Insecta; Lepidoptera; Tortricidae
Product: laforin-like
Exons: 2
Coding region: 1-516 (171 amino acids)
Source: RefSeq, a predicted model, not a curated record
AUGGUGCGUUUAUCUUCCAUUGCGGUAUGCAACAAGGAGCAGCGCACGCGGGCGCGGGCGCGGACGCCGACCGGCGCGGACGCCGACCGGAGCGGACGCCGACCGGCGCGGACGCCGACCGGAGCGGACGCCGACCGGCGCGGACGCCGACCGGAGCGGACGCCGACCGGCGCGGACGCCGACCGGAGCGGACGCCGACCGGCGCGGACGCCGACCGGAGCGGACGCCGACCGGCGCGGACGCCGACCGGCGCGGACGCCGACCGGAGCGGACGCCGACCGGCGCGGACGCCGACCGGAGCGGACGCCGACCGGAGCGGACGCCGACCGGCGCGGACGCCGACCGGAGCGGACGCCGACCGGAGCGGACGCCGACCGGCGCGGACGCCGACCGGAGCGGACGCCGACCGGCGCGGACGCCGACCGGCGCGGACGCCGACCGGAGCGGACGCCGACCGGCGCGGACGCCGACCGGAGCGGACGCCGACCGGCGCGCCCGCCGCGCUCCUCCUCCUAA